AAAAAUGAUUGGAGUUGCAUCAGAAACGCGUACGUAAUGUAGCCUAUAAAGCGCUACAAAUAACAAGUAAUUCCACUAUGAGCUGGCUAGUCUUCUGACAAGUGGUUAUACCCAGUGGUUAGAUUGCCAUAGUUUGGGAAAAUGAUCAUUGACGCCUUAGGGACCUUAAACGACUUUUGCAGCCUCAAAUUCUUACUCCUGUCGACAUUUUUGCUACCAGCCUUCUGGCUCGUGUUCAAGUUUGUAGAAGAACGAUUGUCUCCUUUACAAAAGAUACCUAGUCCACCAGGUGCCUUGCCUUUGAUUGGCCAUGUUUUCGAAGUUCUGCGGCGUGACAAUUUCCUUCAAGCGCUGCGAUCAUGGACUAACCAGUAUGCUCCCAUGUUUGUUAUUCACCCCGGAUUGGGAAUAGGGAUUGGUGAGCCAGAAGUAGAAAUAAUAUUACAAACACUAAUAAUGAAUGACAACUUUAAUACUCGUGUUAAAAAGUCCUUUUAAGCUUGUAUGUUAAUGUUUACCCAGUUCAACAUUUUCAAGGGAAUUUGCCUUUUGACUUUUCAUAAAAUUAAUAUGCACAUGGACAGGCGGACGUAUACAAAACAUGGACUCCCCUGGUCCAUGGACCACCCCUGUGGACCUACAAUCCUGGACAAAAGUCCUUGGGACAGUGCUGCAAUAUUCAUAUUUUUCUGUUAUUUCUCGGUUCCCUCUUAAAACAAUGCAUCCUUUUCAAAAUUUUCUUCUUGCAGUUCUCCUUCCCCCACCCUAUACAAAGUUGAAACUCUGAAAAAAUUCUGGAUACGUGCAUCCAACAUUGUUUGAGGGGUGAGGGGAGGGGCUGGGCCUGUGUUAAUUGGAAAAUGCCCCAGAAAUGCAAAAUUGUCCCAAGACUUUUGUCCACGAUUGUAGUCCAUGGAUCCCUUUGUGGACCUGGGCAUGAACUACCUCUAUGGACCACCCUUAUUUUUGAAGAUGAAUUAAAUAGUCAAGAAACUGUGUCAAUAAAUUAUAGGUAUUACCACAGGAUUAUGGACUCCCCAUAUUAUACACUUGUUCAAAUUUUUAACUAAUGUAAUGAGUUUGGUUUAGUCUGGUGAAGGAGCAACAAUAUUUGACAGGAAAAUUAGGAGAGGCAGGGAGGAAGUAGUCUUCCCACACAGCUUUUUUUGUGUCAUCGUGUUGCAUGAUGACACAAUACGGCUGCGUUGGAGACUAGGGAGGAAGUACAUGUCUAAUAAUGUCUAAUACGGUCUUUAUUUGUACUCACUCUUGCUAACAAUGAAAAUAUUAAAAGUAGAAUUAGAGUACACUCCCCAAGCUUUCCUUCCCUUGAUAGCCCUUGGAAAUGUUUAUUGAUCAGCAAACCUGUUGAAUCCUGCUUUUUGUGUGGAUCAAGCACAAAAUGGCCAGCAUAUUUUCAAACAAUGUGGUGGUUGGUCAGACGUCUUUGCAGACAUAACAGUUACAGCUAUUUCGAGAAAGGUUGUCGGAAAAAUGUGCACACAACAAUUCCGAAAGGUAGUAUGGGAUAUGAUCAAUACACUGUUUCUGAUGACUGUACCUGUCAAACCUCCUUUUGUUGCUUUCCUUUAGCACUUGCAAACACAUUUCCACGGCCUUUCGUACCAAUUCUUUCAAAUUUCUAUAAAGAACAGUGAACUUAAAACCACCCACAAUGCCUUUCAGGAUUGUCGCAUGCACUUUUUCCGACAGCCUUUCUCGAAAUAGCUGUAUAUGAAGGUAAUUUUUUUGCUUGAUGCAUAAGCAGGAUUCUAAAAGUGUGCAGAUGAAUAAACGUUUCCAUGGGUUAUCAAAGGAAGGGAAGACUUGGGAGGGUACACAAAAGCAACAACACAAAAACUUGUUGAUGUAGGAGACUGCUUCCGUCAUACCCCUCCUCCCAUCCUCUUCAAAGAAUGUCACUACUUCACCAGACUUAACUUGUCAAUCCAUGUAUGGAAUUUAAAAAAAAUUGAACAGUAUAUAAUAUGAGGAGCCCAUAACCCAAUGAUAUUGUAAACUGAUGGAAGUUAAUUUGUUCAUUUAAGGUUCGUAAACACUUAUUUAGACCUCUGGUAAAAUUUAUCUUCAUAAAAUAAAGGGUGGUCCACAGGGGGUAGUGGGGUGUUGUUGCAAUUAAACUGCAUGCAGGAUGCAUGCCCAUUGUGAGCCUUGUCUCAUUAACUUGUCUCCCAUUAUUUUCUUCCAUAACUCUGGCCCCAGUUGUUCAAAAACGGGAUAAUGUUAUCUGCUGGAUAAAUCUCUAUCCAUUGGAUGUUGCAUUAAGGUUUCCCUCACACUGUACGUAUCUUCUAGAUAGUGAUACAUCUGGCCCCAGUUGUUCCAAAGCUGGAUAACACUAUCCACUGGAUAAAUCUCUAUCCACUAAAAAACGCAAUUGGUUUCCUAAUACUUAUCCGCUGUAUAGUGAUUUAUCCAGUGGGUAGCACUAUCCAACGUUUGAACAACCCGGGCCUGGUGGAUUAGCACUAUCCAGCAUUUGAACAACAGAAGCCUGUUCAACCGUAGGAAGGUUAGGGAUUCAGAUCCCAGCUGGCACCACUCUUCUGAGGUGACAGGUACAGGUGAGGGGGGAUGGCUAUGGGCAUAAAAUAAAUGAUGAAAAAAAAGCAAAAGAGUAAAAUAAUGAAACCUCAAUGCUUAUACUGUCUUCAAAUUUAUGAGAGCAAAAAUUGUGCUCAUGCAUGGUAACCCUAAGGACCUUCAUGUUUCACUCCGUUAAUAGUGCUACUCAAAUUCCUAUCAGUGACUGUCAGUCAAGUAACUAACUUGACUCCUGCUUGCACCCAUAAGGUGCUCUUAGGGGGGAUAUAUACUUACCUAGUGUGAAUUUCAAAUUCAGACUUUUCAUGUUUUGAGGAGUAUAGCCAUGUCUCUGUUGGGUUUUAACCCAUCUUUAUGUUGUUUGUCACCAUUUCAUCUUGUGUCGGUGUUUUAAGGCCAUGUCACUUGUAAGAGUUUUUUCUUAACAGGGCCUUACGCAUGCAAAAAACAGAGGAGGAGAAGGGACAAUUUUAAAAUGAAAUAGAGAGGGGACUGGGAAGAGGAAGAGCCGGCGUUUCCUGCUUCUUUUCCAUAUUACUCUCACCCCCCCCCCCCCACCCCCCUGGCCCCCCUCCCGUUUUUGUUAUGUGCUAUUUAAAGUUAUGCAUGUCCUUCGCUUCAUGGAUUGUAGUGACCUGGGUCCAUCCCUUUGGUCCCAAUGCACUCUGUUAUGUUUAAGGGUGUUUGACAUACUUUAUACAUUGUUUCUUUAUCAUGAUAGUUUAAAGAGAAAAAAUGUAUAGUAAUGAUUUUUUUUGUUGUUUUCUAAUAUUACAGUACCUGUGUUAUUCUGUAAAAACCACCAUAAUUUUGCUUUUUCUUUUUUUGCUAUUUUUGUGUGUUGUUUAGGUGGCUAUCGAGUCAUGAUUGUUGAUCCAGAGAUUAUCAGAUCUGUAGCUGUUACAAACUGUCAAAAGUUUGCCCGUUCUGACUUUGUAACUAAGGUCAUUCCUAGUAUAGAAAAGGCGUUGUUUGCAGUUAAUGGAAAAGAACAUGCACGUCAAAAAAGAAUGAUUGGCCCUGUGUUUAACUCUUCAAAUUUGAGAGGAUUUCUGGACGUUUUCAAGGAAAAUGCAGAGAAGCUUCUACAGGUAAUCAAGCAAUAAAUUUACAUAAAAAAAACAAGUUUAAGGGAAAGAUAACCUUGUUUAUUGGGGGCAACAAGAGGAGCGUGCAAUCCUAAUCUCCAUCUGCUAUUAUGCAUGUUUGUUACGUAAGUAUCCAUCGUUCAUGUGGAUUCACUAAAAAUGACUGGAAUGCAUAGAACGCAGUCUGAUUACACACAUUUGUGCCGUCCAGUGAUCACUCGUAAUCUGAUCAUGUGCACUGGACCUUCUAUCGAUUCACAUGGAAACUUUUGCAAAAGGCACACCAACAAUGGAGCAAAAGUGUUUUGACCUUCAGUCAGAAGCCUGAAAUUUGCCCGCACCCGCUAACCUUUGGAAUAUUACCAGUUUUAUAAAUUGUCUGGAGUGAGUAGUGUUUUUCUUUUUACUUGUAUUAGCAUUAGUCUGUGAAUGGUGAAAUUAUUUUGUUUUAUUAUUUUUUGGUUUUCUGGUCCUUUCUUUACCCUUUUGAGUAUUGUUAAUGUGUAUAGUUAAUGUAGUACAGUUAACGUGUUUAAAUUCCUUGUAAGAAUUUGCGAUAAACAUCAAUAAAAUACAAAAAAGUUUUAUUAUUUUUAGAUGCUUGGAAUUGGGGAGAGCAGUAAAAUAAAAUGUUGUCGUAGUUAAUUCUGUUAAUUCCUUUAACUUGGAGUUGAUUAAUUUAUGUUUUCUACUGUGAUACACAGCUUUGGUCUGGCCAGUUAAAAGAUUUGAAAUCACCGGAGGGAUUCAUGGAAACAGAAGUUACUAAAGAGCUAAGCCAUCUUACUCUUGAUGUGAUUGGAGAAAGUGCUUUCAGCUACAAAUUCAACUCUGUACUUGGAGGAGACAGCAAGAUUUCUGAGGCUUUCAACACUGUAAUUCAAGGAUUUGAAUUCAAGUAUUUAAUCCUGAAGUUGAUGAUUCCAUUCUUUGAUUACCUGCCCUUAAAAGAAAACAGGAGAAUUCAGUCAGCGAGGGAAAUCUCUGAUAACAUUGUAAUGGAGGUACAUAGUGUAGUUAAACGGAUUAGUAAUAAUGUUAUGUGGAUUGAAUUAAUUAAUGAAAGGGAGCCGUUUCCGUCGUUGUCUCAGUUCAAAGUGAGAAACCAUUAAUAUGAAUAUGAUUUUUUAUUUUCAUGCAAAUAAAGCCCCUUUUCAACAAAGGUUUUGCACUUAGCCUCAAUUUGAAAGUGAGAUUUUGUAACUUGGAAAUGGCCUGUUAACUUCUAUUCAGUAUCAGUCCAAGUGUGCAGAAAUAAGCCUUAAUUCACUCAUGAUAAAUUGCUAUAUUCUCCUUCAAGCUGCUUUGUACUUGCUUUUGAAAAUAAACCGCAGGAGAACUUGAAAUUUUCCUAGCUAUGCUUGUGAAUGGUCAUGAAUAGACCAUCAACAGGUCACCUAUUGCAGUUGUUUCGCAAGAGAGAAGCCUCAACCUCGUUCCAAUGGACUCUUCCGGACUCUCUUCUUUCCAGGAAGAAGUUAGCCCAUAGAAACAAAGUCCGUUGGCCUGUUUACUUCUCGAUACUUCAGUGAUUUUUAGAUUCUCUGCCCCAACGACGCGGCACUGUUAGUGUUUUACAAACUAAUCCCUGAACUCAAAUUAAACAGGUUAUCCUCGACAGGCGCAAACAGAAAAGAGAAGGAAAUUAUGCGCCAUUGAAGAAAGAUCUUCUUGACUUGUUAAUGGAGAUGUAUGACGAAGAAACUGACUCAAGAAUGGACGAUGAAGAAUUAAGGGCCCAGGUAUACAUGGAAGUAUAAUGACUUUACGAAUAGGUGAUAAUGAGGAAUAAAAAAAACUCUAAUAACGCUUAAGCAAUGGGUAUUUUUCUGAAUCUCCAAGGAACAGGAAGUGACUGGGUUCUGCUUAGGUUGGAAAAUUUCAGAGUACUAAUAACCUUUUCAUAUCUCCAGGAUUGUUAUUAUUAUUAUUAUUAUUAUUAUUAUUAUUAUUAUUAUUAUUAUUAUUAUUAUUAUUAUUAUUAUUACUUUUUUUGUAAAUCGGAAAGCGCUUCUAGAGCCUUUGAAAGAACGAAGACCUUUUUCUUAUUUUUUGGUUUCGUUUUGUUUUGUUGGCAAAUUCUAUUGGGUCAUGGAGGGACUCAUGCAGUAGCUUUGAAAGAAACUUAACUGUGGUGCCGAGUUGCGUCGGUAAGGGGGUGAAACAUAAAGAUUUGGUUUUUUAAGUUGAUAAAGUCAUUUUUUACCACCGUAAAAAAAAAAAGAAAACCUGAUGUUUCGAGCAAUAGGCCUUUGUCAGAGCGAUUUUAGGGCCUUUUAUUUCAGCCUUUUGUCUAAUUACUUUAUGAUUUAUUUUGGCAGGUUUUCACUUUUCUUUUAGCGGGAAAUGACACAACUAGCGUGGCCAUGGCUUGGACGCUGUAUGAACUUGCCAAAAACCCACACAUUCAAGAACGGCUAAGAUCAGAGGUUAAGGCACUCUUCCUAGAUGAUGACAAAAUUACAUGGGAAAAACUCGAGAAGUUACAGUUCUUGGAAGAUGUUCUGAAAGAGUCUCUGCGCUUACACUCACCUGCUCCUGUCACAAAUCGCGUCUCCAUAUCAGAUGUUGAAAUAGCAGGGUAUUUUAUACCCAAAGGAACACAAAUUCUAUUUCCCAUUGAUGCGAUUGGGCGUUCACCUCAAUUCUGGUCAAACCCGGACAUAUUUGAUCCAGGACGAUUUGAACAAGGAGGUGAGCAAUAGCUUGAUUUGAAACGCUCAGCAUGGAACCACAAGUUUCCAUUGGGCGGAGCUGGAAGAUGUUCAGUGUAUGAUUUUUUUUACCAACAGAAGCUUUCAUUCUACAGGGACCGCGGAGGGGGAGGGGCUGGUAGGGCCGCGGCCCCACCACUUUUUUGCGCCCCCGCCCCCACUUCUAGCGCUAAAAAGAAAAAUAAUAAUAGUACAAGUUUUUUUCCGUCUAUAUUCCGCUAUAUUCUCUGUAUUUUCUUUAAUUUCAAACGCCAGGCAUUUUGUGGGGCUCCUGUGCUUUUCGCGGUAAUUGUGCCCUGGGGCCGACUUGCCCCUUGAUCAAACGCCAUGCCUUGGCCACCCCUUCGCUUCGUUCGGCAGCGUGUUUUGUACUUCCAGCUCCGGCAGAGUUUUUUUUUGGUCAGAUUUAUCAGACGAAAUAAAGAAAAUUACUAGCUUUUUCAGGCCAAACGAAGCUGAGUAGUUGUUUUGAGUUGAUAAAAGUUUUAUAUUUUGUCUUUCUCCUUUCGAAUCAAUGAAAUAUUCGAUGGCAAGAAGAAUUACAUUACUUGAACGGUGAACACUAAACGGCCAUAGUUAGAAAUUUUUGAGAUCACUUCAGUGUAGUAUUUUCUAUACUAAAAUUGUAAUCGCGUCUUUUCUUGCAUUGAAUCUGAACUGACCGUGUAUGUUGGUCGUUUAUUGAAAAAGUAUUUUCAAUUUGUCAGCCCUCCCACUUUUCACCUUGCUCCGCGGUCCCUGUUCUAAAAUAAUUUCACUAAAGCUUUCCUGCGCUUUAAGGGUUGAAUCGCAUUCAGCGUAAAGCACACAUUCAUUGGUAUGAUCGUAGCAAAAUUGAUCAUGGUAGCCGGUCCAGCUUUAUUCAGUCAGAAGUAACGUUUUACAGUACAUAUCCCCCAAGCUCUACAUCGUUACUGAAUUCUUUGUACUGUGAUAGUGGCUUAUGAUAGUACUGAGAGUACUUUUGGAGUGAAUGCUACGUGUCAGUGCACUUAUUCUCCAGGUUUGUUCAUUAUGAAGUGUAAAUAAAGUAGCUUGUUUCCUACCCUUACCAGCUCCACUUUUUAAGAGGGGCUAUGACAGGAGGAUAUUACUCAGGGGCGGAUGCAGGAUUUUUUUUAGGAGGGGGUGCACUCGUCUCUUGCUCUACUUCAACACCAAUAAACCACAUAUUUUUUUUUUUGCAGAAUACCAGUUGUAUUAGAAAACCGCAGUUCAUCUGGGGGGGGGGGGGUGCGCACCCCCUGCACCCUCCCCCUAGAUCCGCCCCUGUUACUGUUUGAGGUCAAUUCUGUUCUGAAGUCAUUACUUAGUGCCUUUACCCAUACACAACAUUAAUACACAACAUACUCCUGCAGCCUAGUCCCUAGAAGUCCCUAGGCGUUCUCGGCGCGGUCAAUCCUGGACUCUACCGUGAGCUGUGACGUCACCGAGAGUCUUUCCCAGAUUUCGCGCGGACAACGGGUCAAGAGAGAACGCCUAGGGCCUAGGCUGAUACUCCUGUAGAAUUAUGAAGAAGAUAUCAAGGAAAUUUCAUCAGAAAGCACUAGUCAUAAUGGUGAUUUUUGCGGGCAUAGUAUAGACCUUGUCACGGUUUUCGACGCCAUCUUGACUAGUAGGCAAAAGCGUGAGAAAUUACAGUGUUUGUAUGAGAAUCUAAUGUCGAAUCAUUUCCGUAAAACGGCUGUUCUGAACAAACUAUCAAUUGUAAACUAACGCUACAAAGCAAAGGAUUGUCCUAAAAAAAUUGGGUUUCUCCAGAGGCUUUCUUUAGAUUUUCCAUACAUUUGUCUGUAAUUUUCCCGGGACUUUCUUACAGACAAAUGUACAGAAAAUUUUAAAAAGUGGUUCUAGAUCUUGUAGUGCAUGUAACGCCCUCAAAUUUUUUCAGGAGAAUCCUUAGGAGUGAAGCUUUAGUCUACAAAUCAUAUUUUUUUUCAGAACAGCCGUUCUACGGAAAUUAUUCAACAUUAGAUUCUCAUACAAUCACUGUAAUUCCUCGUCAAGAUGGCAUCGAAAACCGUGACAAGGUCUAUUAGAAGUUGACCCAACUGUUUCAAGUUUCAAUCCAUGUCCAUCCUCACCAUCUGUUGCGACAGACGACAGGAAACAGUUUCAAUGCCUAAAUGAUAGUGUUACGUAACAAAACUGGAACAUAAGUUUUGGAAUUUAAUUGAUGCGAAAAAGGUUUAAGCUUUUUGAAAAGAUACCAAAUUGCGUGACGUAGCCCGGUUCAACUCCCGGCACCAUCCGAGAGCGACCAUAAGACUUUUAUAUGAUACUUGUACUUGACUGGAUGAGUUUGUUAUAAAGAAAGAAGGUUUUCGAAUAAACUAUGGCCCGGUGUCACCAGGGGAAUGAAAGUAUUAAGCUUUAUCACAGUGAGUGGAUAAUAGGGAGCAAGAGAUGGCGCAGUGGUGAGAGCACUCGCCUCCAACCAAUGUGGCUCAGAUUCAGUCCCGGCGUCGCCGCCAUAUGUGGUUUGAGUUUGCUGUUGGUUCUCUCCUCUAGUCCGAGAGCUUUUCCUCCGGGUACUCUGGUUUUUCCUCUCACCUUAAAAGCAAACACUUUCAAAUACCAAUUCGAUCUGGGAGGUGCAGACACGUUUAAAACGAGUUCUUGAUGUGCUGCAAAACGUUUUUCAAGAGAAGUAUCUUCCAGCUCUAGCUACAGCAUAAAAAUGGUUCAUCUUCCCUUUUGCUUAAACUCCCUAAUAUCGCGAUACCACCCAUUUACGUCUAUAAGGAAACUCUGUUGUUUUAAUUUUGUCUAUUUUCCACGUCAGGUGUCCAAUCUAGUAUCCAGACCUUCUCGCUUAUUCCGUUUGGGUGUGGUCCGCGCAUGUGUAUUGGUAACAAGUUUGCUAUGAUGGAGAUGAAAGUGGUUUUAGCAACGUUGGUAAAGAAUUUCUCUUUUAGUGAGGUUCCUGGUUGUGUGGUGAAAGAAGCUGCCUGGGCGACUGUACAUCCAAGUGGUCUGAAGUUGCGAAUCAAAAUGGCCUAGACUCGGUAGUAACUUCAGUGUGAAGAGAGCCACAAAAUCUGGCCGAACAGUGUACCGAUUUUUAUAUUAUUUAUUGCAUUGACCCUAGGGUCAGUUUUCAAACUUUUAGAACUUUUUUAGUAAACUUUUUUAAAAAACGUAAGCAAACUAACAGUGUAUUGGCAAUAACCUUUGAACGGUACAGUCAAGUAGCAACCUUAGCGUGCCGAUUUUUAUGUUAUUUAUUGUAUUGACCCCCGGGUCACUUUCCAAACACUUAAAACGUUUUAAGUAAACUUUUUGAAACAUUUAGUAAAGAAAUUUUGCGCAGUUGAAAAUUAAAGGUGGCUUCAUAGCUUAACAAUCCUCCUUCAACUUUGAGCCCUGAGGAAUGAAUGCGGUCAAUACUAGAGUGUUCAUAUCACAGGCAACCCAAGAUCAGUACGACGUAUGAGAGCUUAUAAAAAGUUUAACAUCAUGUGCUGUCACUGUUGUUUCACGUUGCGCUAUCCUCAAAAUGGCCGUGAACAUGAAGGCCUGGAAUUCAGGUAAUAGAUUCAUGAAGAUAAAUUUAAAUACUCGCUG
Molecule: messenger RNA, 9934 nt
Organism: Porites evermanni
Lineage: Eukaryota; Metazoa; Cnidaria; Anthozoa; Scleractinia; Poritidae
Source: the annotation of a GenBank genome assembly